CUCACAUUUAACAAAAACCCACCAAUUCACUUUCUCAACAAAUUAGAAAAUUUCAUAAGACCAAUAAAAAAAAAAAACAUUUAUAGUGAAUUGUUGGCCUUCUGGAAAGUAUGUUCAUUUAUGUACUCAAUACUUGGUAGGGGCUCCUUUUGCUUUAAUUACUGCCUCAAUUCGGCGUGGCAUGGAGGUGAUCAGUUUGUGGCACUGCUGAGGUGGUAUGGAAGCCCAGGUUUCUUUGACAGUGGCCUUCAGCUCAUCUGCAUUUUUUGGUCUCUUGUUUCUCAUUUUCCUCUUGACAAUACCCCAUAGAUUCUCUGUGGGGUUCAGGUCUGGUGAGUUUGCUGGCCAGUCAAGCACACCAACACCAUGGUCAUUUAACCAAGUUUUGGUGCUGAGUUUUUUCAGUUGGUGGCACUAAUGCACCUAAAGCUGGCCUGCCAACCUCCAACAAACAGAAAAGAAGAAGAAGAAGACAUCACCAUGGCCCCUCACUCUCUUUCACUCACUCUCUGUUGAGUCAGCGUUGAGAUCUGCCCAUCCUGCCACACUGCAGUUUGCUUUAAAUGAAGCUCCUCCCAUGGCAAUUCACCAAUAAAUGCUGGAAUAUUCCCACUGGUCUAUGAGUGAAGAAGAUCUGCUCCUCCUACCACAAGUACUUUACCUUCAGUGAAGCUCCUCCCACAGAAAUUCACCAAUAAAAGUUGGAAUAUUCCCAUCAGUGAAGAAGAGUUUUCAGUGACAACAGAAGUGAUCCAGAACCCUGCAAAAUGAAACCUGAAAAUACUAAAGAACAGAGAGACCUGAUGGAAGAGAAUGAGGAGGGUGAAGAACUGAGUGAAGCAGAAGAAAAACAUGUCAAAACUGGAGUAAAACAAGCUCAACGUAAGUUUUUACUGAGAAGAACCCCCCCCCAAAAAAAGAGUUUCCCAUACAAGCAAAGUCUUAAAGUUCACAUGAGAGAUCAUAGUGAAGAGAAGCCGUACACAUGUGAUCAAUGCGGGAAGAGUUUUACACAAAAGGGACACCUUAAGAGACACAUGAUAAUCCACACCGGAGAGAAACCAUACACAUGUGAUCAGUGCGAGAAGAGUUUUGCAUAUGAAAGCACUUUUAAAAGACAUUUGCAAUCUCAUUCUGGAGAAAAAACAUUUAACUGUGAUCAGUGUGGCAAAACAUUUUUUAAUGCAGCUCAUUUGAAGAUCCACUCGAAUGUUCAUACAAAGGAGAAGCCUCACAUGUGUUCCUUGUGUGGAAAGAGUUUUUCACGGAUGGGUACUUUAAAAUUACACCAGAAAAGACACAGCGGUGUGAAGAAUCAUGCAUGUGUUGAUUGCGGGAAGACCUUCUUUACAGAUGCUGAACUGAAAAAGCACCUGACAAUUCACAAUGGAGAAAAACCUUACAAGUGUUCACACUGUGACAAGAGAUUCAGUCGAUCAGAUUGUCUGAAAUCACACGAUAAGAUCCACACUGGAGAGAAGCUGCACAUGUGAUCAGUGUGGAAAGAGUUUUACACAUCAAUCAAACCUUAAGGUUCACAAGAAAAGCCACACUGGAGAGAAACUGCACACAUGUGAUCAAUGUGGGAAGAGUUUUACACUAAAAACAUCCCUUA
This is a messenger RNA of Onychostoma macrolepis, 1615 nucleotides long. RefSeq names its product zinc finger protein draculin-like. The coding region runs from base 768 to 1493 and encodes 241 amino acids. NCBI's taxonomy places the organism in Eukaryota, Metazoa, Chordata, Actinopteri, Cypriniformes, Cyprinidae. The record is from RefSeq and is a predicted model, not a curated record. Gene Ontology annotation, biological process: regulation of transcription by RNA polymerase II. The transcript has 4 exons. Gene Ontology annotation, molecular function: RNA polymerase II cis-regulatory region sequence-specific DNA binding; DNA-binding transcription factor activity.